CGUAGAUCCUCUCCAUACGUAAUAGCGCCGCUGACAUUAAUUGGUGUCGUGUUAGCUUUUCCACAAGUUUUCUUCCCGACCCCAAAAACCUACAAAAUUUUUUACUUUCCCUUCUCAAAUCUAUCUCAAUCUGCGAUCGCACAAAAACAAAUAAAAAGAACCAAACUUUGAUACUCAGAUUAUCGGCAGCUAAUUAGAGAAAGAUGAGUUUCGAUGAAAUUGGGAGCAGGGCGAUAAACCUCGCGAUUAGAGCUCUUCGGAAGCGGCGUUUGGUCGAAGAGGGCGCUCAUGCUCCUGCCAUUGAUGCGCUCUCGAGGCCCUGGGCGGUUCAGGGCUUAGAGUGGAAGGAGAAAGCUGAAAAGAUUGAACUAGAGCUGCAACAAUGCUAUAAAGCUCAGUCACGGUUAUCUGAGCAGCUUGUAGUAGAAGUGGCAGAAUGCAGAAGCGCAAAGUUUCUUGCUCAAGAGAAAGAAGCAUUGAUUACAGCACUGCAAAGUGACCUAGCACAAACAAGAGAAGAGAACUGCCAACUGAAAGAGAGUCUGGAUGAGAAAACGAAAGGUUUAGAUCUCUGUAUUAGUGAGAACCAUUCACUUAGAGCACAACUUGCGGAGGUUCAAUUGAAACUGAAGAAUGCAGAGGCUGACAACAAGAACUUGAUUGAUCGUUGGAUGUUAGAAAAAAUGAAGGAUGCAGAAAAGCUUAAUGAGGCUAAUUCAAUGUACGAGGACAUGAUGCAGCGCCUCAAAGUCUCAAGCAUCGAGCAGCUCGCAAGACAACAAGUUGACGGAGUAGUUCGCCAAAGAGAAGCUGGUUACUACGAUAACUUCUCAGAAUCCUCACUCCCAUCUACAUUGAAACACACGAUCACCCAAGCCCAUGCAGGCGGUUGUGGAUCCCUAAAAUUCGAGCCCACCUCCCACAAACUAAUCACUGGCGGCCAAGACCGACUCGUCAAUAUCUGGGACUCAAACACCGGAACCCUAACCUCCACUCUCCAUGGGUGCCUCGGCUCCAUCCUCGACCUUGCUAUCACCCAUGAUAAUAAAUCUGUGAUUGCGGCUAGCAGCAGCAAUCAGCUCAUUGUUUGGGAUUCUGGUUCAGGUAGAAUCCGCCACACUCUGACUGGACAUCAAAACAAAGUAUGCGCCGUUGAUGCAAGUAAGGCCUCUAGUCGAAGUAUAGUGAGUGCAUCCUCUGAUCACACUAUUAAAGUGUGGGACCUCCACAAAGGGUUUUGCAUCAAUACCAUAAUCUCUGCUAGCAACUGCAAUGCCGUCUGUUACAGCAUCGAUGGAGUCACGAUUUUCUCAGCCCAUGUUGACGGAAAUCUUAGAUUAUGGGACAGUAGAACAGGGCAGUUGAUAACCGAGGUGGCAGCCCAUUCACAGGCAGUGACAUCUGUAAACAUCUCUCGGAGCGGUAAUUUUGUGUUGACGAGUGGCAGAGAUAAUCUUCACAAUUUGUUCGAUGUGAGAUCUUUGGAGGUUUGUGGGACUUUUAGGGCGAGUGGGAAUAGAGUGGCGUCGAAUUGGAGUCGAUCGUGCAUUAGUCCUGAUGAGAAUUAUGUUGCGGCUGGGUCGGCUGAUGGGGCAGUUUAUGUUUGGACUAGAGCGAAGGAAGAUGCGAGUGUUCUUGAAGGGGGGCAUUCUUCGCAUGUGCUAUCUUGUGCAUGGGAUGGAUUGAGUAACUUGCUGGCGUCGGCUGAUAAAAAUGGGAAUAUAUGUAUAUGGACAUGAUGCGGUUUGCAAAAUGAGCUCUCAAGAGAUGUACACGUGAUGAGGCUUAUCUUAAUUGUCACAUUAAAGGUUAUGAGCCUAUCAUUUACUCUCUUAGUAGCUCAUUUUACUGAAUGAGCAGCCAUAUAUAUAUAUACACACGCGCGCACACACGUUUUUUUGGUUAUCUACUUUAACCAACAUUUAUAAACUUUUUUAUUAGCAA
Molecule: messenger RNA, 1944 nt
Organism: Asparagus officinalis (garden asparagus)
Lineage: Eukaryota; Viridiplantae; Streptophyta; Magnoliopsida; Asparagales; Asparagaceae
Product: autophagy-related protein 16
Exons: 5
Coding region: 204-1739 (511 amino acids)
Biological process (GO): autophagosome assembly
Cellular component (GO): autophagosome membrane
Molecular function (GO): protein binding
Source: RefSeq, a predicted model, not a curated record